GACCUUUAGGCUACCCUUGAGAAGAGAAAACUAUGACAUAUUUGCCCGAUACAUGGGAAUUUCAGAGUAAUCAUCUGUGAAAUAUUAACCUACAAAAUCAUGGAAUAUCACCUUCAUUCAAUCUUCGACUAUACUUCUAAAAAUGCACCCAAUAAGCAUUGAUGUCUAAAUACCAUGCUGUGUGAGACAGUUUGUGAAUCCAUGGUAGACAUGAAUCUUCCUCUUGAGAGAGUAUUGGGUAACAGUGUUGGCAUCUCUGCUUUUCUGAAUGAUCUUCCUCUUACAACUUGAGGUGACUUUUAAGUUAAACUGAUAAAGGACGUGGGGUUGGGGUUUUGUUUGUUUUUUUGGUUCUCUGCCAUCUUUGUUGCCAAGAUGGCUUCUGUCCGGUUCAUGGUUACCCCUACUAAAAUUGAUGAUAUCCCAGGCCUCUCUGACACUAGCCCAGACCUCAGCUCCCGUUCUAGCUCGUGCGUCCGCUUCAGUUCCAGAGAAAGUGUCCCUGAAACAAGCCGCAGUGAGGGUGCCAGUGACUUUUCCAGAGCAACCACUUCGUUGGCCACUGAAGCAGCCGAGCCAGCUUCUGACAAGACAACGAACCUCCGCACAGAUGUGGCUGAAGAUGUGAGUCAAACUUCCAUCACAGGGGAACAGUGUCAGCUCUUAGAUCCUGGACACAAGAAGGAUCAGCAUACCUUUCUCAACAAUAUCAACUAUGAAGAUGGUGAUGAAUUCUUUGACAAGAAUUUGGCACUCUUUGAGGAGGAGAUGGAUACCCGACCCAAAGUGUCUUCCCUGCUCAAUCGAAUGGCCAACUACACCAACUUGAUGCAGGGAGCCCGUGAACACGAGGAGGCAGAGAAUGUCCCUCCAGGCAAGAAAAAAAUCACCAAGACUCCACAGAUGGGCACAUUCAUGGGAGUCUACCUACCCUGUCUGCAGAAUAUCUUUGGAGUGAUUCUUUUCUUGCGUCUUACUUGGGUUGUCGGUACAGCUGGUGUGCUGCAAGCCUUUACCAUUGUCCUUAUUUGCUGCUGUUGUACAUUGCUAACAGCCAUCUCCAUGAGUGCCAUUGCCACCAAUGGAGUUGUGCCUGCUGGGGGUUCCUACUUCAUGAUUUCACGAGCCCUGGGACCUGAGUUUGGAGGAGCUGUAGGACUCUGCUUCUAUCUUGGCACUACCUUUGCUGCUUCAAUGUACAUCUUGGGGGCUAUUGAAAUCUUCCUGAUGUACAUUGCCCCCAAGGCAGCCAUCUUCCACAGCGAUGAUCCCCUGAAGGAGCCGGCAGCCAUGUUGAACAACAUGCGGGUUUAUGGCUCUGCCUUCCUGGUGCUUAUGGUGCUGGUGGUGUUUGUGGGAGUGCGUUAUGUGAACAAGUUUGCCUCUCUUUUCCUCGCCUGCGUCAUCGUCUCCAUUCUGGCUAUUUACGCUGGUGUCAUCAAGUCCUCCUUUGCACCUCCUGAUUUUCCUGUGUGCAUGCUGGGGAAUCGUUCCCUCUCCCAGCACCAUAUUAAGACAUGUGCCAAGACCGAGGAGCAUGGUAACCUCACCGUACCCACAUUCCUGUGGGGACGCUUUUGCAACCAUAGCAAGCUCCUCAAUGCCUCUUGUGAUGAGUAUUUUCAACACAACAAUGUCACUGUUAUCCAAGGAAUUCCAGGACUAGCCAGUGGUGUUAUUGCUGAGAAUCUUUGGGGCAACUACCUGACGAAAGGUGAAAUACUUGAGAAGCCAUCUUUGCACUCCGUUGAUGUGGGAGGAGCUCUGAAUCAGCAAUAUGUGCUGGCUGAUAUCACCACUUCCUUUACCCUUCUUGUGGGCAUAUUUUUCCCUUCUGUCACUGGAAUCAUGGCUGGAUCAAAUCGUUCAGGGGACCUAAAGGAUGCCCAGAAAUCUAUUCCCAUCGGUACCAUCCUGGCUAUUCUCACCACCUCCUUUGUGUAUCUUAGCAAUGUGGUGCUGUUUGGGGCUUGUGUAGAAGGUGUUGUACUCAGGGACAAAUUUGGUGACACAGUGAAGGGGAACCUGGUGGUGGGUACACUCUCCUGGCCAUCCCCUUGGGUCAUUGUCAUUGGUUCAUUCUUCUCCACAUGUGGAGCUGGGCUGCAGAGCCUCACAGGUGCACCCCGACUACUGCAGGCCAUAGCAAAGGACAACAUUAUACCCUUCCUGCGGGUUUUUGGCCAUGGUAAACCUAAUGGGGAGCCCACCUGGGCUUUGCUUCUGACAGCAGGCAUUGCAGAACUUGGGAUCCUUAUUGCAUCAUUGGACAUGGUAGCCCCUAUUCUCUCCAUGUUCUUCCUGAUGUGUUACCUCUUUGUCAACCUAGCCUGCGCCUUACAAACUCUACUACGCACCCCUAAUUGGAGACCACGCUUCCGGUACUACCAUUGGAUACUCUCCUUCAUGGGCAUGAGCAUUUGUGUGGCGCUCAUGUUCAUCUCCUCCUGGUAUUAUGCAAUUAUUGCGAUGGUGAUAGCUGGAAUGAUCUACAAAUAUAUUGAGUAUCAUGGGGCUGAGAAGGAGUGGGGAGAUGGCAUCCGUGGCUUGUCCCUAAGUGCAGCCCGUUUUGCUUUGCUGCGCCUUGAGGAGGGGCCACCCCACACCAAAAAUUGGAGGCCACAACUGCUGGUGUUGCUAAAGUUGGAUGAGGAUCUGCAUGUGAAGCAUCCACAUCUGCUCACCUUUGCUUCUCAGCUGAAAGCUGGCAAAGGCCUCACUAUUGUAGGCUCCGUCAUGGUGGGAAACUUCCUGGAGAGUUACAGUGAAGCACUGGCUGCUGAACAGACCAUCAAACAUCUGAUGGAGGCAGAACGUGUGAAAGGCUUCUGCCAGAUUGUGGUUGCUGCCAAGGUGCGAGAGGGCAUCUCCCAUCUCAUUCAGUCCUGUGGACUGGGUGGUAUGAAACACAACACUGUGGUGAUGGGCUGGCCAAAUGCCUGGCGUCAGAGUGAAGAUGCCCGUGCUUGGAAGACUUUUAUUGGCACUGUCCGUGUGACUACAGCUGCCCGCCUGGCCUUGCUCGUGGCAAAGAACGUGGCUUUUUUCCCUAGCAAUGCAGAACCUUUUCCCGAGGGGAACAUUGAUGUCUGGUGGAUUGUGCAUGAUGGAGGGAUGCUGAUGCUACUCCCUUUCCUUCUCAAGCAGCACAAGGUGUGGCGCAAAUGCAAAAUCCGCAUCUUUACAGUAGCCCAGCUGGAGGACAAUAGCAUACAGAUGAAGAAGGAUCUGGCAACCUUCCUAUAUCACCUCCGUAUUGAGGCAGAGGUGGAAGUGGUUGAAAUGCAUGACAGUGACAUCUCUGCCUACACAUAUGAACGCACUUUGAUGAUGGAGCAGCGCUCCCAGAUGUUGCGCCAAAUGCGUCUCUCUAAGACAGAACGAGAACGCGAGGCCCAGCUUGUGAAAGACAGGAACUCAAUGUUGCGGCUGACCAGCAUUGGCUCAGAUGAUGAUGAAGAGACAGAGACUUACCAGGAGAAGGUGCACAUGACCUGGACCAAGGACAAAUACAUGGCUUCCCGUGGACACAAACUAAAGACCCUGGAGGGUUUCCAAGACCUUCUCAAUAUGCGUCCGGAUCAGUCCAAUGUGCGACGUAUGCACACAGCUGUUAAGCUCAAUGAGGUUAUUGUCAACAAGUCCCACGAGGCCAAGCUGGUGCUCCUUAACAUGCCUGGGCCACCACGAAACCCUGAAGGUGACGAAAACUAUAUGGAGUUCCUGGAGGUCCUCACAGAGGGGCUGGAGCGUGUGCUGCUUGUACGGGGCGGAGGCAGCGAGGUCAUCACCAUCUAUUCAUAGAGGUUGGGAGGUCUUCCUCCUGAUGAACUGUGUUCCGAUUGAUACCUGCUUCCUACCUGUUCCCAUGUGCCACUUGAUUCUCCCAAGGAGAUCAGCUAUUAACGCCACAGCUAUUUGCUUUCAUUUCUUGUGGCAAUUCAGGGUCUUCAAAUUGGGUGCUUUUCCCAAUGACUGGAGGAUGGAUAGUUGGCAAUUUAUUCAGCUUCCAUCAAGUUAGAGCUACACACUAGAAUCUUCACAAGCUUGUUGAGAGGGGGAAAUUAGAGAAAGGUAGGAGAUUGCUCUGUCACCCUCUCAAGAAACGUAGGAGCAGCAUCACAAGUAACAACUCUGGAGAGCAUGAGGAGGAGCAAAAGAUCAGGGAUGCUCCUCUGUAGUUGCUGUUGCCAUUGCAGGAAUGGAGUGACAGGGUCCAUCAGCUGGAACAGGGGCAGGUUUGGCACAGCUGGAAAAGCUGUUACAUGUCAUUAUCGUAUGAAGAGGAACAAGAAGGGAAAGGAGAUAGUCGCGAGACUUAGAAGAAGGGAAAUCCAUCCAUUGUGUCAGCACCAAAGUCUUUUUGCUUUUCUCCCCACUGAAAUCUAGAAAGACCACAAUGAGCAUUUAGGAAGUUGGAACUCACUUUUUAGAGUGCUUAGCCAUGAUCCCUUGUGGGAUUCUGAAAAUCAGAUACGCUGUUUGCCAACAAGGGGAGAGAAUGGCUAAUUCCCAAGUUAGCAUAUUGAUGGAGCAAGAUCUUUUCCAUUAUGGCCUUUGCACUUCUAUUGAGUCAAGGAAACUAGGAGCUGCCUUUUCCUAUUUUUAUAGAUAUUCUGUAGAACUGAUUGCUAGGCAGAAGGCAGCUAUAGUAUUUUGUUCUUAUGCACUGGUGGGGAAAGGAAUUUCUGUCCUGAAGAACAGGGUUUUCUGAUUUUCCUAAUUAUCCUCUUUGCUUCUGGAGAGGUCCAUCUCUUCCAAGCUUGGAUUAAGAAAACUAGUGCCGCAUCUUCUGUGCCAAGCAAGGUUGCCCUCUUUGAUGUCAGCGACAAGGACGGACAGCCUACUUUCACGAGUGUUGGGAUGGAGUUCUUCCUCACCUCUACAGAAGCAAACUUCGGGAAAGGUGCUGUGUCUAUUCCAUCCUAUCUAAUUUCAAUGAUGGAUGUCUCCUCCUUGUAGCUCUUGCUCAAGAAUAGUAUACAGGGACCACUCCCUCGGGGGUCGCCUUAAAAGAUACAUCUCAAGCCUCUCAUUUUAUUUUUAAGAGAGAAUUUCAGAGUUUUUCACCUCUUAUUUUGGCUGAGACUUCUUAAUUUAUUCAGGAUGCAACCUUGUUUACAUCACAUCAAAUUGGGGAGUGUGAUUUUUUUUUUUGCUUCUUGAAUUAUGUAAAGAAUAAACAUUUUAUAUACAAUUUU
This is a messenger RNA of Candoia aspera, 5201 nucleotides long. RefSeq names its product solute carrier family 12 member 6 (gene SLC12A6). Gene Ontology annotation, cellular component: plasma membrane. The transcript has 25 exons. Gene Ontology annotation, biological process: chemical synaptic transmission; chloride ion homeostasis; chloride transmembrane transport. The record is from RefSeq and is a predicted model, not a curated record. Bases 376 to 3804 code for a protein of 1142 amino acids. Gene Ontology annotation, molecular function: potassium:chloride symporter activity. Lineage: Eukaryota; Metazoa; Chordata; Lepidosauria; Squamata; Candoiidae.